AUGGAGAGUCUCAUCUCUGGAUUGAGUACUGCCAUUCAGACAGCACAGAACUAUUGGAGGGAUGGUCGGACUUCUGCACUAGCAGAGUUUGUCUGUGGAACUCAGAGGCUUGAGAGUUGGUUUAAGCAAUCAAGGCAACAUUCCCAGACUCCAUCACAGCCUAAAACUUGGAAGAAGUCGGAGGAGAUGGUGCUAUCUGAAAUAAGGCCUGUGAUAAAAAAGGUAGUAGUGAAGGUGGUCAGCCCUUCUGAGAAAUCAAAAGCCAAGGUUGUGCCGCAGCAGCAGCAUCCAUUGCACACUGUCAAUAACAUUCGUGGGGGGCCUGUAAGAUGUGAUAGUCCUAAAACAUUUAACGAGGCCAGGCUUUGUGUCCUGAAACCAUCUCGUGAAGUGAACAGUGUCUCUUCAACCACAAAGGAUAGUUUAAGUCCCACUAACAUAAGCAAAGUAGUGAUUAGUCCACAUGGCACUUCAUCGCCUUCUGGUUCUGUUCCCUUUAGGAGCUCAGGCAACAGCCCAAAAAAGGGUGCCGAACGCAGUUCUGGUCCUCUCCGUGCAACCAUUGAGAAGAGACCAACAUCUCAAGCUCAGAGCAGGAAUGAUUUUUUCAACCUCUUGAAGAAGAAAUCUUCUACAAACUCAACUUCUACUGUCCCAGAUUCUUCAUCCGUGUCAGAAAAAUCUGGUGAAAUUGUUACAGAAGAUGCUGGUGAAUCUGUUCCUCUUCAGGUUUCGGCGGAUUCUUCCCCAUUGUCAACCAACAAUAGUGGUGGAAUAACCCAAAAUGGUGAUGCUUAUGAUGGAUCUCAGGUACGUCUUGGCAAUGGAGAGAAACAUUUGAGCCCUGAUAUGGUCCUUGAUCCUGAUGAGGAAGAGGCUGCCUUUUUGCGAUCACUUGGUUGGGAGGAAAAUGCUGGUGAAGAUGAAGGCCUCACCGAGGAGGAGAUAAGCACUUUUGUUAAGGAGUACAUGAAAUUGAGACCGUCCUCGAAGCUUCUCCACGGAAUAUUGGCCAACCAUGCCAUUUAACCCGCAGGAUAGAUGCAGUGGCGGUGCUUUGACUCACUGAGAGGUUUUAUGAAUUGAAAGAAAGAAAAUUGUGGUUUGUUUUCUUGGUUCUUCGAUUUCUUUUAAAGAGGUACAAAGGUUUGCAGAAGAGGGGAUAGGAAUAGGUUUUGUUUUGGUGUUGAGGAUAAAUAGUAAUAGAAGAUGGGGUUUCUCUUCUGAGUUUUUUCUGUGAGGGGGCACAAUUACUGAAAAAGAAAAGAAGGUAGGUUUAGUUUUGUUUUGAUGUUUAUAUUUGGAAAAAUAAUGCCAUUAUUCUUUUAUAGACAAUUGAUUCCAUCACCCCAUUUAUGUUUAUUUUGUUUAGUAAAGGUUUUAAGAAUAUGAACGGUAUUCCUUUUCAUUACGAUAUUCUUGAUGGUUUUAAGAA
Pistacia vera is the source of this 1435-nucleotide messenger RNA. RefSeq lists its product as uncharacterized. Bases 1 to 1029 code for a protein of 342 amino acids. The record is from RefSeq and is a predicted model, not a curated record. The transcript is spliced from 5 exons. NCBI's taxonomy places the organism in Eukaryota, Viridiplantae, Streptophyta, Magnoliopsida, Sapindales, Anacardiaceae.